UGGAUAAGAAGAGAGAAGAAACAAUCCUCAUUCCAUUAUAUAUUACUAGUUUAAUCAACAGAACAUUCGUUUACAAUUUCCUUAUUUUUCAAUUACAAAUACAGAAAAACAAAAUGACUAAUCAAAGCAAAGUCAAUCCUCUUCUCGAGACACAGUUCGAUUUUGAUUAAGAAGAUCGUCGCGUCCGGGUUUUAGAUUGGCUUGAACAAGUGUUCUCCGGCAUAAUAACCACCACACAAGACAGAGAGAGAGAGAGAGAUGGAUAUACUUAACGGGGAGACUGACAAUUACGAUGGAGUUACCGUGACCAUGGAUGAGCCAAUGGAUGCUGAAGUUUUCACCCAUAGGCUCAGGGCUUCCCUUUCCCAUUGGAGAGAACAGGGGAAGAAGGGGAUUUGGAUAAAGCUACCUCUUGGAUUUGCUAAUCUUAUCGAGUCUGCUGUUACUGAAGGGUUUAGAUAUCAUCACGCGGAGCCAGAGUACUUGAUGCUUGUGUGUUGGAUCUCAAACACCCCUGAUACUAUCCCUGCCAAUGCUUCUCACAUUGUUGGUGUUGGUGCUCUUGUCCUCAACAAAUCCACUCGAGAGGUCCUCGUUGUCCAGGAAAAGAGUGGUUAUUUCAGAGACAAGAAUGUCUGGAAGCUCCCUACUGGUGUUGUCCACGAGGGCGAGGAUAUUUGCGAUGGAGUAGCUAGGGAAGUGGAAGAAGAAACUGGUAUUAUUGCAGAUUUUGUCGAAGUGUUGUCUUUCAGGCAAAGCCACAAAGCAUUCUUGAAACAGAAAACCGAUCUGUUUUUCCUCUGUGUCUUAACUCCACGCUCUUACGAUAUCACUGAACAAAAAUCUGAGAUCCUGGAAGCUAAGUGGAUGCCGAUCAAAGAAUACGUAGAUCAGCCAUGGAACCAGAAGAAGGAGAUGUUCAAGAUCAUGGCUGAGAUCUGCGAGAAGAAGUGCGAUGAAGACUACGUGGGAUUCUCCACUGUGGAAACUGUCACAGGAACUGGUAAAAAGAGCUUUGUCUACUGCAAUGCUGAUCACGCCAAGAGCCUUAUAGCAACCCGUGACCAAGCAUCAUCAUCCUCUUCUCUCUGAAUAACAAGUGUUUAUUGCGUCUAAUUUGCAUUUGUAUUUAAAUUAAAUAAAAACAAAACCAUCUUUCUGGCACAAAUGCUUCCUUGGCAUUGCCUUAACCGGUUUAUGUUUCAUGGUUAUUUCUGGUUUAA
Molecule: messenger RNA, 1223 nt
Organism: Brassica oleracea var. oleracea
Lineage: Eukaryota; Viridiplantae; Streptophyta; Magnoliopsida; Brassicales; Brassicaceae
Product: nudix hydrolase 7-like
Exons: 8
Coding region: 259-1092 (277 amino acids)
Molecular function (GO): NADH pyrophosphatase activity; NAD binding; ADP-ribose diphosphatase activity
Source: RefSeq, a predicted model, not a curated record